UAUUGGUUGUGCGCCCUAACGACCGGGCGCGUUGAGUAUUCUGAAAGAACACAAAACAUGAAGCUAGCUUAGCUAGCCGUCCUGUUAGCUAAAUAAGUGAAUUAUACAAUAGGUUAUUUUCGUUUCGUUUUUUUAUAUGUAGAUUCAUAUCUAUAUGUUCUCCUUUGUGUCUUCGGCCAAGAACCCAGAAAGAUGCCACAGAAAGCACUGGGACCCAUUGUAGGUCUGCUCUGGGCAGGGACCUGUUUUGUGGUGCAGGGGAAGGAGUUCUGUUUCGGGGUGAAUAAUGAGCAGUACCGGUGUGAGAUGGGCUACUGUUGUGGAGAGACCGAAUGCUGCACCUACUACUACGAGCUGUGGUGGUUCUGGCUGGUCUGGACCCUCAUCAUCAUGCUGAGCUGCUGCUGUGCGUACCGCCAUCGCCGCGUGAAGAUGCGUCUCCAGCAGGAGCAGCGGCAGCGCGAGAUCAGCCUGAUGGCCUAUCAGGGCGCCUCCAGCUCCUUCAUAGCCCCGCCUCCCCUUAACCUGAGGUUCUGGACGGACUGCAAGCUCCCAGACUACGAAGAGGUGGUCGGUCACCCCCCGACUCCGCCCCCGCCUUAUUCGGAACUUCCCCCAGACGCCCUCCCCACCGCUGCGCCGCCCGCCGGCCAAUCGGAGGCUGCCGUGGUGCUGGAGCCCCCCGUGGGGGCGGGGCCCCGCGGGGAGCCGGCUGCCUAUUCGCCGGGGGCGGCCGAGGGCGCGGCGACUCCGAGCCAAUCGGGAGGAGGGGUGGAGGACGACGAGGAGGAGGAGGGGGAGGGGCCCGGGGUGCCGUCGUCCACGGAGGAGCAGCUGAUGACUCGGCGGAGGCACGUGACCGGCGACUCGGGGAUCGAGGUGUGCGUGUGCCAGCUGGACGAGGCCUCCGGCCCCGAGGAAGAGGAGGAGGAGGAGGCGGAGGAGGAGGACGGUCUGUGCCAGGGGCCGAGGGGGGACUGCUGCUCCCAACGCCUCCCCGACGGGCACAAGCAGUGCCCCACCCAGGGCCAGGCCCAGCCCACCAGCAGCAGCAGCAGCAGCGGGGAUGGGUUGGUCUGAGGAGCUCCUCCCACGAUCGUAGUGACUUAGCAACAGGGGAGGGGGCGGGGUGCGGUUGGGUGGGGUGGGGUUGGGCAGGGCAGGGGUGCCACCAUGUUUGUCAUCAUCAUUAUCCGGAAACCGUGAGGUACUGCCAGGAACUCACCAAAAUGCAACAGCAGGAGCUUCUGCUAGCCAUGAUGAUGAUAAUAAUGAUGAUGAUGUUGAUGUUGAUGACACAAAUGGCAUUUUAUUUCUGAAAGCUUUUUUGUGUGUCUAGGCACUUGAUUGCUUGUUCUGGAGAUUUUGGCCUUUCCAUGGACAGGGAUGAGAGGAAGCAGUCGAGGAUUCUGGGUAGGGGGUAGGAAGAUUCCGUGACACGGAGGGGUGAUUGAUGAUUGGGGCAGGGCAGCUAAAGGGCGUGGUGUGAUGUGUGAUAUUAGUGUGCUUAACGGAAACGGACAUACCAACCCCCAGCUCUUUCUCAUGCCCUCGCCUCAUUGGUGCAAAUCGUCCCAAAAGGGCAUCGCGUCACUUCCUGCCAACGGCGCAAAUUUCCA
This is a messenger RNA of Anguilla anguilla (European eel), 1619 nucleotides long. It is a transcript of the gene wbp1, whose product is annotated as WW domain binding protein 1. The record is from RefSeq and is a predicted model, not a curated record. The coding region runs from base 193 to 1080 and encodes 295 amino acids. The transcript has 4 exons. Lineage: Eukaryota; Metazoa; Chordata; Actinopteri; Anguilliformes; Anguillidae.